UCCAUCUCUUCUUUUACUUCCGCAAAAUGGCGACAGUCGAGGCCACUCACAUUGUCCGGCCGGCGGAGGCGACGCCGGACGAGAUCAUGUACUUGAAUGCCGGCGAUCAAAUCAAAGAUAUCCUCCACACUCCAACCCUCUACUUCUACAAACACUCCGCCGUGUUAGACGCAAUCGACGCCGUUUCGCGCCUUAAGGACUCCCUCGGCAAGGCCCUCGUGCCCUUCUACCCGCUCGCCGGGCGCCUCAGCUGGGCGGCUGAAGGCGGCGGCAGGGUCGAGCUCCACUGCCGCGGCCAGGGAGUCCCCAUAUUCGAAGCCCACUCCGACGCCGCCGUGGAGGAUUUCGGCGAUUUCCGCCCAACUCCGGCCAUGCUGCCGUUCAUCCCCUCGGUGGACUACACCGCUCCCAUCCACGAAAUCCCCAUGCUCAUCGUGCAGCUCACGAGACUCCGCUGCGGCGGCGUCACCGUCGGCCUCGGCUUUUCCCACGUCGUGGCCGACGGCUCCAGCGCCCUCCACUUCGUCGGCGAGUGGGCGAAGAUCGCCCGCGGCGUGGGGCCCGCCGUGCCGCCCUAUCUAGAUCGUAAAGCGUUGGAAGCCGACACGCCGCCGAUCUCUGAAUUCGACGCGGCGGUGCUCGGCCCCAUGCCGACUCUGCUCGGCCAGGAGGACGACCCGGACGAGCAGGAGAAGCCGGUCGCCGUCGCGCUCCUCAGCCUCAGCAAAACCCUAAUAGAGAAGCUCCGCGGCAAGGCCAACCUCGGCCUCGACAACGCCUCGUGCCGCGGCUACAGCCGGUUCGAGGCGGUCGCCGCCCAUAUCUGGCGGUGCACGAGCAAGGCGCGCGGCCACGCCGCCGAGCAGCCGACCGGCCUCUUCUUCGUUGCCGACUUCCGCAAAAGAUUGAACCCGCCGCUCCCUGAAAACUACUUCGGCAACGCCCUAUUUCGCGUGGUGGUCACCGAGAAAUCCGGCAGCCUCCUCUCCAACCCAAUCUCCGCCGCCUCCAGAAAAAUCCGCGAGGCCGUGGAAAAGGUGACCGACGACGCUGUGAGAGGCUACAUGGACUAUUUAAAGAAGUUGCCGGAUGUGGGGCGGUUCAGAUCACUGGACAGCGAGGGGCGGCCGAAGAGGGGUUUAUUGGGAAACCCUAAUGUGGUGAUAAUAAGUUGGGCGGCGCUGCCGUUGUUAGGAACGGAUUUCGGGUGGGGGAAGGAGAUGAACGUGGGGCCGGGACCGAUAGGAUUAGACGGAAAAUCGUAUAUCCUCCCCGGCGACGGCGGCGACGGUGGAUUGAAUGUUGCCAUUUGGCUGCAGGAAGAUCAUUUGGAUGAAUUCAAGAAAUGCUUCUAUGACGACAUUUGA
Molecule: messenger RNA, 1367 nt
Organism: Salvia miltiorrhiza (redroot sage)
Lineage: Eukaryota; Viridiplantae; Streptophyta; Magnoliopsida; Lamiales; Lamiaceae
Product: spermidine hydroxycinnamoyl transferase-like
Exons: 1
Coding region: 27-1367 (446 amino acids)
Molecular function (GO): acyltransferase activity, transferring groups other than amino-acyl groups
Source: RefSeq, a predicted model, not a curated record